CAGCAGUCAGCAGCAGUGAGGUCGGGCAGGUCUGUAGGAAGGAGAGUUAGACAACACAAGCACAGGGCAAGGACAGUAUGUGGACACUCGCUCUUCAGUUGGUUUUCCUUGGGUUAUACCUACAGGUACCCACGAGCUACUCAUCAUGCACUUUAUACCAACGUGUGGCUGACUGCGGCUCACGGUACCUCAGCUGGGUUCCUGCUCUGCCUUCCAACAUCACACACCUCUAUCUACAGACAAACAAUAUCAGUGAGAUCAAAAGCAGCUCACUCAGAGAGUAUGACCAGCUGCAAGAAUUAGAUCUUGGAAACCAGAAGGGGCAGCUCAUCAUAAGGAACAAUGCUUUCCUCAGGCAGAGAAAAUUGACAAGGUUGGUCCUAGGCUCCAAUGAAUACCUUCAGAUGGAACCAAGAGCAUUUGCAGGACUGUACAAUUUAAAACAACUCUUCUUGGAUAAAUGCAAUUUGGCAGACUCCAUCCUAUCAGAAAGCUAUCUGCAGCCACUCUGGUCCUUAGAGAAACUUGAUCUCCUUGGUAAUGACAUAGUGAGACUCCGACCAGGACGGUUUUUUUCAAGACUUACAAAGUUCACAGAGCUAAAUCUCAAAUUGAACAAGAUUGAAAAAUUAUGUGAAGAAGAUCUCAUUGGUUUCCGGGGGAAAAACUUCAACCUGAGCUUGCAGUCUAAUCACUUCAGGUAUGGUGGACAUCUUGACUGGGAAAGCUGUGGGAACCCUUUUAGAGGGAUGGCUUUUGUUGUCCUUGACUUAUCCAAUAAUGGGUUCAACGCCCCCAAAGCAAAGCAAUUUUUUAAAGCAAUAGCAGGUACUCAGAUUAACCAUCUUAUAUUCUCUGGAUUCCAAGGUAAAGGCUUUUCACAUGACAACUUUCCCGAUCCAGAUGAAAGCACAUUCGGAGGCCUCAUUAACAGUUCGGUUAGGCAUUUAGAGCUGUUGAAAAGCAACAUGUUUGCUUUGAAAAAGGCUUUUUUAAGUCCUCUAAGAGAUGCAAAAAUUAUUGAUUUGUCCUUAAACAAAAUCAAUCAGAUUACCAAUAAUGCUUUUGAUGGUCUUCAAGGACAUUUACGAAUGCUAAACCUGUCCUUUAACCUCCUUGGAGGAAUAAAUUCUUACACUUUUACCAAUCUGACUGACCUACGAGUAUUGGAUUUGUCUUACAACCAUAUUGGCGUAUUGGGAGACAAAGCAUUCAGUGGUCUUCCCAAUUUACGAGCGUUAUAUCUGACGGGAAAUUCACUGCGAAAUCUGGGUUUUCCUGCGCCAUUACCAAACUUAGAUUUUCUUCUUUUGUCUGACAAUAAAUUGGAACAUCUAUACAGUAUCAGUGAAUUUGGCAAGAACAGUUACCAUGUUGACAUUUCAGAAAACAGAUUAAAACAGUUGGGGGAUAUUUAUGACAUUUUAAUUCAGUUCAGUCGUCUCCAGAAUCUUUUUUAUGGUGGCAACUUUAUUAAGUGGUGCAAACCAAGUCAGAGCAUUAUAAUACCUUAUAAUAGUAGUUUGCUAGUGCUGGAUCUUCAUGACAGUUCCCUGAAUACAAUUUGGGCGCAGGGGGAGUGCCUCGACCUGUUUGAUCGCCUGGACAAUCUGCUUGGUCUAAAUAUAAGCUUCAACUCACUUGCGGCUCUCCCACAAGCAAUUUUUAGGGGCCUAAGCUCGAUCAUAGAGAUCGACCUUUCAUAUAAUGCCUUGACCUAUCUGGAGCCAGAUAUCUUUCCUGUCAGCUUGAAGAGACUUGACCUCUCAAACAACUUUUUGGCCUCCCCGGACCCUGAGACUUUUCGGACUCUCAGUGUCCUCAGCCUGGCUGCAAACCGGUUCCACUGCUAUUGCACUCUGGAGAGCUUCCUGAACUGGCUGAAUGUGACCUUACCGGACCAAAUGAAGGAGUACAGAUGUGAGUUCCCAGCUGCUCUACAAAAUCUUCCUCUGCUGGACUACUUCUCAAUAAUAGAACCAUGUGAGGAAGAUGAUGAAAUGGCAGUGCAAGAUCUUAAGUUUGUUCUAUUCAUCUUCUCUGCUCUCCUCAUCAUCACUGUCACCCUCAGCGGGAUUACUUACGCCCAUCUCCGAGGAUACAUAUUCAUCAUUUACAAAAAGAUCAUCAGCAGGGUUGUCGAGGGCCCCAAACCGCCACCCCCUGUGGACAGAGUGCAGUACGAUGCCUUCUUCUGCUACAGCUGCAAUGAUUACAGGUGGGUAGAGACUGCUUUGUUGAAAAAGCUGGAUGACCAGUUCUCAGAGGAGAACAUCUUCCGCUGUUGUUUCGAGGCCAGAGACUUCCUGCCAGGUGAGGAUCACCUCUCCAACAUCAGAGAUGCCAUCUGGGGUAGCAGGAAAACUGUGUGCAUCGUCUCCAAGGAGUUCCUUAAAGACGGUUGGUGCUUAGAGGCGUUCACUUUGGCCCAGGGCCGGAUGCUGGAGGAGCUGACGAACGUCCUGAUCAUGUUGGUGGUAGGGAAGGUGGCUCACUAUCAGCUGAUGAAGUGCAACGCAGUCAGAGCUUUCGUCAAGAGGAGAGAGUACCUAACCUGGCCAGAGGACCCUCAGGACCUGGAGUGGUUUUAUGAGCGCCUCGUCUCACAGAUACUCAAAGACACAAAAGUGAAAAAGUUUGCUGAGGACAAAACUGAGCCGGAAGUGUCUGACAUCCAACCUCAGAAUGAAGAUGAUAUACAGCUCGAGAACCUCGAGCACCUACCGUGUGAAUUCUGACUGUGUUAUGAUAACCUGUUGAUACCAACAUCCACCCUGCUGAGGUGUCUUCAGUAAGCGGGAUGAGGAGGAUAUUCGCUCUUAAAAAAAUGACUUUCUGAAAAAGAAAAUGGGAAUAACCAACCUUCGUAUGAAGUAACGGCAAAGACUUCUCAAAAAAUCUUUCAUAUUUGAGUCCUAAAGAACCAGAUGCAGAACCUGUCUGGUCCUGAACAGUUUUGCCUUUUUGAUAUUAAAGGGGACAUAUUAUGCUCAUUUUCAGGUUCAUACUUAUAUUUUGGGAUUGUACGUGAAAAUUUUUACCUGCUUUGAUGUUUACAAAAAACACAUUAUUUUUUCUCAUACUGUCCGUCUGAAAAUACCUGUAUCCACCCUCUUCUGAAACGCUCUGUUUUAGCACCUGUCUCUUUAACCCCCCCUCCUGAAAAAGCCCAGUCUGCUCUGAUUGGCUUACAAGAUACAUUUGGUGAACUUUUACAAAAGCUCUUCUCAAGCCGUGGGUGGAGAUACUCAGAUGGGUGGUGGUACAUUUAUUUGUUUAUCUGGAUCUCCAUUAGCCACAACAAAGGAAGCAACUACUCUUCCAAGACACAUGUAAUCAUUACAUUACAAUAAUUUAAUUCAUUAAUUAGUAUGUAUGUAUGUAUGUAACUAGGUAUGUAUGUAAAACAUCCAAGGCAAAGUAGAAAGACAAACACACAAACUACAAAAUAAAAAAAACAAUAAACAAACACUUCUAAUGAAAUUAUUAACAGCAAUUAACAUUACUUUUAUAUGAGGUAAAUUCCAUUUAGCCUACAUGUGACAUAUAAAGAGAAGCCAAUCUGAAUGGCUUGUUGAAUCCCAUGUUUUCUGAUGUAGGCAGGCCACAAAAAGUUACUUCAUAACUUGGUAGACUCUCCAGAUGCCCAAAUGUACAGCAUGUGCACAAGCACCGAAAAAGUGACUGUUUCAUAAUAUGUCCCCUUUAAAUCAAUUCAUAAUAGCUUUUCUUCUGCCAUUGUCUGCAUUUACAGACAUCCAUGACCCAAUGAUAUGUACAGUUACAGAUAUUAUUUUUUGUUAAUGUUAUUAUGUUACAGGAAUGAAUAAUUCCUGUCAAUUAAUCAACUGUCUAAUAAGUCAAAUUUUCUUAUCAAUAUGAAUUUUUGGUGCAAAUACAGCUUUGUUCACCUGAAUACCUUGCAGGAUAAAGAAAUUCUGUGCUCAUGAAGACUAAUGAACCAUUUUCUAUAUUUUCUGAGACCACUAGAUGGCACUCUUGGUUUAAAGAAAAAGGUUCAAACAGAGAGCUCCAUCUAGUGAGCUCAGAAAAUACAGAAAAUGGUUCAUGAGGCUUAAUUGGCAAAUCACCAGGAUAAAGCAAAGCACAGGUUUGACAUUUAGAAUAAAUCAUGGCAGAUCUGAGCAUAAAGUACAUUGAUAGAAAUGUGUGUUGAAACAAUGAUUGGUCAUUUUGGCUUGUCAAUGUGUUAAGAGUGUAUUGGAGCAUUUCAUUGCA
Molecule: messenger RNA, 4239 nt
Organism: Centropristis striata (black sea bass)
Lineage: Eukaryota; Metazoa; Chordata; Actinopteri; Perciformes; Serranidae
Product: toll-like receptor 5
Exons: 5
Coding region: 78-2738 (886 amino acids)
Biological process (GO): inflammatory response; toll-like receptor signaling pathway; immune response
Cellular component (GO): membrane
Molecular function (GO): transmembrane signaling receptor activity; protein binding
Source: RefSeq, a predicted model, not a curated record